Closterium sp. Naga37s-1 is the source of this 1028-nucleotide messenger RNA. Lineage: Eukaryota; Viridiplantae; Streptophyta; Zygnematophyceae; Desmidiales; Closteriaceae. The record is from the annotation of a GenBank genome assembly.
AUCUGCGCAAGAGCAGGGGCAUGACAGCGCCCACGCACAUUCUUCUGUCGGGCACGUCCGUGGGCUGGCAGGCGGUGAUCCCCUUCUCCCCCCAACAAUCAUCUCCCUCCUCCAGAUCUGCGCAAGAGCAGGGGCAUGACGGCACCAGCGCGCAUUCUACUGUCGGGCAGCUCGGCGGGCGGGCAGGCGGUCGUGACGCUGUGCGAUCUGCUGCCGCUUCUCUUCCCGCGCGCGCUCGUCAAGUGCAUCAUGGACGCGGGGCUCUUUACGCGGAGGACCGCACAAAGCGGCGGGCGUUUGCAGGCAUGGUGAAGGCCACGGUGGGGCUGCACAACAUGCGAGUCAACUGGCGCUGCAGUCAGACCAUGUCCCCCGCCAACCAGUGGCGCUGCUUCUUCCCGCACAAAGCGUUACGCUUCGUGUCGUCGCCCGUGCUGGCGGUGAACUCACUGUUUGACUACCGCGCGCUCAUGCUGGGCAACCAGCUGCCCGCCAACCAGGCCCAGGCCACCGCCUGCCUGCGCCAGAUCGCCAAGGAGGGCGGCACCAACCUGCUCAAGCUCGUCACCAGCCAGAGCUGGCGCCACGACCGGUCCACACUGGCGGAGAUUCAGUCAGGAGGGACGUUGUUUCCUGGAGGUGAUUAUAAGGGGGGGAGUUUGGAAAUUGGGUUGACGAGUACUGUGGAGGAAGGGGACAGUCCUGGAAACGGGAAGGGUGGGAAGAGGAAAGGAAAGGGGGGUGGUGGAGGAGCAGGGAAGGGAAGAAGGGUGAGGGGGUCAGCAGGUGCAGCAGCAGCUGAAGCAUCUGUGUGCGCGCCUGAGGAGCACAGGGCGGUGCUGAAUGUGGCAUGGCAGAUGAUUCAAUUCACGGAUGCUGCUUCCAUGGAGCUCGGACCCACCGUUAGCACGUUUGUCACACCCGCAAUCGCGCACUGCGCUCUGACCAGCCCAAAAUGGGACUCACUGAUGGACAAAGGCGUGACACUAAGAGAUGCCGUCACAACAUGGUAUAAACGGCCUCUUUGA